AGCCCAUCAGUAGUCAAAAGAGUAAUGGAGAAGACCCCCACAACCCAACCAAAUAAGGAAAAAAAGAAAAAAGAGAAAAGGAAAGAAAGCAAAAGCACAGCACAACUGCAAAUUAGCCUUUGAUUAAACAAUGAAAAUCUUGCAAAUUAGUCUUCAACAUAAAAAUCACCAAACAUGCAAAGACAGUGUGUCCCCCAAACACCACAUCUCAAAGAAAGCCCAGGUCACAUAAAAUCUAAUCUUGUAAUUCUUUUAUCUGUAACAAGCUUAGCGUGAGCCAUUCCAAUUUCAUAUAUAUACACUCUCACACUUCACUACCCACUCACUCUCUGUAUUGUUUAUUUUCAUCUCUACAAUGGCUGGAACAAGGCUUCUCGUUCAACUUCUCUUCACUCUCCUUCUUUUCACUUCUCCAUUUGUGUGCUCUAGAACCUUACUACACCCCUCCAAAACUACACUUCUUGAUGUCGAAGCCUCCAUUCAAAAAGCCGAAGCUAUAUUCACUUCUUCUGCCACUAAAAUGACACCCUUUAACCAGCAAGAGAUAGUAACUUCCUCAUCUCAGCUUACAAUGGAGCUACACUCUAGAACUUCAGUUCAAAAAACUAAACACCCAGAUUACAGAUCACUUACCUUAUCACGACUCGAGCGUGACUCAGCCCGAGUCAAAUCUAUCAAUACUCGUUUAGAUCUAGCAAUUCACGGCCUCUCCACGUCAGAUCUUAAACCAUUAGAUACUGAUUCACAAUUUAGAGCUGAAGACCUUCAAGGCCCGAUUAUUUCGGGAACGAGUCAAGGAAGCGGUGAGUAUUUCUCUCGAGUUGGAAUCGGCAAACCGUCAAGUCCCGUUUAUAUGGUACUCGACACCGGUAGUGACGUGAACUGGAUACAGUGCGCACCCUGCGCCGAUUGCUACCAUCAAGCAGACCCGAUUUUCGAGCCGGCUUCUUCAACUUCAUAUUCUCCUCUCUCUUGUGACACCAAACAAUGCCAGUCUCUUGACGUGUCUGAAUGCCGUAACAACACGUGUCUCUACGAAGUAUCAUACGGCGAUGGAUCAUAUACCGUCGGCGAUUUUGUUACAGAGACCAUAACUCUCGGCUCGGCUUCGGUUGAUAAUGUAGCCAUUGGGUGUGGUCAUAAUAAUGAAGGUUUGUUUAUUGGAGCUGCUGGUUUGCUUGGACUUGGCGGUGGCAAACUUUCAUUUCCGUCUCAGAUUAAUGCUUCCUCGUUUUCGUAUUGUCUUGUCGAUCGUGACUCUGACUCGGCUUCUACUCUUGAGUUCAACUCGGCUCUGCUUCCUCACGCCAUUACUGCUCCUUUACUGCGUAAUCGUGAGCUUGAUACGUUUUAUUAUGUAGGGAUGACGGGGUUAAGCGUUGGAGGUGAGUUGUUAUCGAUUCCCGAGUCAAUGUUUGAAAUGGACGAGUCAGGAAAUGGAGGGAUUAUUAUCGACUCGGGGACGGCGGUUACUCGGCUGCAAACGGCGGCGUACAACGCCUUGCGCGAUGCAUUUGUUAAGGGGACCAAGGAUUUGCCUGUAACGAGUGAGGUGGCGUUGUUUGACACGUGUUAUGAUUUGUCCAGGAAGACUAGUGUUGAGGUGCCCACGGUGACGUUUCAUCUCGCUGGUGGGAAGGUGUUGCCGUUACCGGCUACGAAUUACUUGAUACCGGUCGACUCGGACGGAACGUUUUGUUUUGCAUUUGCCCCAACGUCAUCGGCUCUGUCAAUUAUUGGGAACGUGCAGCAGCAAGGGACACGUGUCGGUUUCGAUUUGGCAAAUUCACUUGUCGGGUUUGAGCCUCGUCAAUGCUAGAGAUUGAUGAAAAUAAAUAUAAAAUGUCUGACUAAUGCUUUUGUUUAUUUAAUUUUACAUCUCUUAAAGGUGAUGUAUAGUAGAAGGAAAGGUAGGAAUGAUUCUAUAUAAAAAAAAGUAAAAAAGAAAAGAAAAGGAUGUUGUCGAUA
Ricinus communis (castor bean) is the source of this 1968-nucleotide messenger RNA. RefSeq names its product protein ASPARTIC PROTEASE IN GUARD CELL 1. Gene Ontology annotation, biological process: proteolysis. Lineage: Eukaryota; Viridiplantae; Streptophyta; Magnoliopsida; Malpighiales; Euphorbiaceae. Gene Ontology annotation, molecular function: aspartic-type endopeptidase activity. Bases 356 to 1819 code for a protein of 487 amino acids. The transcript has a single exon. The record is from RefSeq and is a predicted model, not a curated record.